This is a messenger RNA of Rhizopus microsporus ATCC 52813, 1673 nucleotides long. RefSeq lists its product as uncharacterized. The record is from RefSeq and is a predicted model, not a curated record. Bases 224 to 1486 code for a protein of 420 amino acids. The transcript has 8 exons. Gene Ontology annotation, molecular function: phosphatidylinositol binding. Lineage: Eukaryota; Fungi; Mucoromycota; Mucoromycetes; Mucorales; Rhizopodaceae.
UCCUUUUUUUCUUCUAUUAUUAAUAAUCCACCCUAAUAAACUCUAUGACGACAACAGAUAUUGAAAAUGAUGCUAUUCAAUGGGCAAUAGAAGACACAGAGAAUGCUCCAUAUUUUUAUGAUCAAGUUUGUAAUCUUGCCUCAUUCUUUAGUUUUAUGCAGUCUUGUUUACAUUAAUUUAGAAUGAAGCCUCUUCUUCUACUGCAUUUGAUCCUUUUCAAGACAUGACUAAAGAUAUAACUGAACAAACUGAACCAGCUGAACCACCAUUCAAAGCUGAACCUAUGACCAUUCGUGUAGAGGAUCCUCAAAAGAGUCCUAAUGGUUCCUUUAUAACUUAUAGAUUAUUUACAAUGACCUGUUUAGAACACUAUUCAACCAAUAAUAGGCCCGUUCGAAGAAGAUUUCGAGACUUUGUUUGGCUUCAUAAUGCAUUAUCAGCCGAGUUUCCUACUUGUAUCAUUCCGCCACUACCUGAAAAGCACCGUCUAAAAUUCAUUAAAGGAGAUCGAUUUGAUCCACAGUUUAUAGAACAAAGACGAUUAGGACUUCAGUGGUUUAUGGAUAGAAUUGCAAGACAUCCUUAUUUACAAGCAUCACAGUACACACGUCUAUUUUUAGAAUCAACUGAUUUCGCAACGGAUAAGAAUGUUUAUAGCAAAACACUUGCAACAACAGCAUCAAACAAUACCGCUUCUAAUGGCGGUAUUCUUUCCUCUUUUUUCAAACCAGCUAUCAAAGUAAAGAAACCAGAUGAGAAAUUUGAAGAAAUGAAGGAUACAGUCGAUAAGUUUCAAGAUAAUCUACAUGUGAUUGAAAAGCUAUAUUCCAGGAUUGGUAGACGACAGCAGGAACUCGAGAAUAAUUAUAAGCAGUUUGCAGCAAGUAUUCGAGGACUAUCUGGACUUGAGACAAAUGUAGAUCAACCUCUAAGACAGUUUGCUGAAUCUAUUGAGACAUAUGCAAAUGCUUAUAAAGAAAGAAGGAGACAGGAGGAAUUAUUAUUCUUGAAUGACCUACACGAGCUACUCAAUUACUGUCAUGCAGCUAAAGAGCAAUUAACAGAAAGAGACAUGAAACAGGUAACUUUUGAAGAUAUGACAGUUGAUUUACAAAGUGUUGUCUUGGAAAGAGAAAGAAUAUUGUAUCCAGGCAAAAACUUUGGCAGCACGUCUGGCAUGAAUAUAACAGAAUUCAUGACGGAUAAAAUGACUGAUAUUGGAAAGGCCAGAAAUGAAAAAUUGCUACGAUUGGAGUUAAAGAUCAAGCAGAUGCAACAAACUGUAGCAAAAGCAAAUGAUGAGAAUAACAAUUACUCUAAUCAAAUGGUCAAAGAGUUUGAACUGUUUAAACAGGCUAAACAGACCGAGCUGAAACAGAGUUUAGCUGCUUAUGCAGAUUGUCACAUAGAGUUUUACACAAAGAGUAUCUCUAUCUGGGAGAACAUAUUGCCCGUCUUAGAUCGAAUCCAGUUACAAGAUAUGUAAUCAUCCUCCUCCCGUUGCUCUUUCUCUCUCUUUCUUUCUCUCUUUGUUUCUUAUUUAUAAUGGCAUCCAGUGUAAAUACACCAUCAAAUAAAGAAAAAUGUAAAUAGCAGUCGCCGUUUUGUAGUAUUUUGUUUAUUGUAAAAUAUUUGAUCUAGCAAUGCUUAAAGCACCAUUAGGCAUUCAUGCG